GUGCUUGCAAGAAAAAAUAGCAAAUCUAUAUAAGCAACCAUUUGGGUGCACUACUCUUGUUAUCUUCUCUGUGUGCAAUGGCUUCUCAUUUCUUUGCCUUCUUGCUUCUAUGUUUUUCUUUACUCAUUCAAUACUCAUAUGUCGCCGGAAUAAUCUCCGGCAGACUAGAACAUACUAUCGCGGUUAGCUCAUUAUUGCCGGAGACCAUUUGUUCAACUACUGAAGACUUCACUGACAACAAUCGACUAAAACUCACACAUCGACACGGACCGUGUUCACCAAUCAAGAACUCAAAAAAGCCCGAUCACAAGCAAAUCCUAGCACAAGACCAAUCCCGAGUCUACUCAAUUCAACACCGCCGUCACCACUCAUCCACCACCACUACUAUCAAAAUCGAACCAAACAAAAUUCAUCAAUCACCAUUAGCCGGAACAAAAAUCCCGGCUUACACCGGAAAAUCUUUCUCGACCGCAAACUUUAUAGUCACGGUAGGUUUUGGCACUCCAAAACGCGAUCUCUCCCUAAUCUUCGACACCGGAAGCGAUGUCACAUGGAUCCAAUGCCAACCUUGCAUCUCCUCUUGCUAUGCUCAACAAGAGCCAAUCUUCGAGCCAACUCAAUCAUCGACUUACUCCAAUGUGUCUUGCUCCGAGUCCGCUUGCUCGGAGCUAGACACAUCGAGCUGCUCCGGCGCAACUUGUCUUUAUGCCGUACAAUAUGGUGACAAUUCUUACACCGUCGGUUUUUUCUCUAAAGACACUCUUACUCUUUCUUCCUCCGACAUCCUCCCCGGCUUCUUCUUCGGCUGCGGUGAAAAAAAUAGAGGCCUAUUCGGCAAAGCCGCCGGCCUCCUUGGCCUCGGCCGAGGCUCGACAUCAUUAAUCUCUCAAUCCAAAACCAAAUACAAUGGAGUUUUCUCCUACUGCCUCCCUUCCACCUCCUCCUCCGCCGGCUACCUCACCUUCGGCGGCGGAGCUCCGGCGAACAUCAAAUAUACUUCAAUGCUUACUGAUUCAUCUAUGCCCACAUUCUACUUCCUUAAUCUUCUAUCCAUUAGAGUGGCCGGAAUCAAGCUCUCUAUUUCUCCGACAGUAUUCUCUAAUGCCGGAACUUUAAUAGACUCCGGCACGGUCAUAAGCCGGCUGCCCCCGGCAGCGUACUCGUCUCUCAGGCAAGCGUUCAAGCAAAAGAUGGGCAAGUAUCCGACGGCACCGGCACUGUCUAUACUAGAUACUUGCUAUGACUUCUCAAACUAUAGCACGGUGUCGGUGCCGACGGUGGCGCUGGAGUUCGCCGGCGGCGUGGUGGUGGAUUUGGAUUUUUCUGGGAUACUUUAUGUGGCAAGUUUGUCUCAAGCUUGCUUGGCCUUCGCCGGAAAUAGUGACGCCGGCGAUGUCGGAAUCUUUGGGAAUAUUCAGCAGCAUAAGCUUAAUGUAGUUUAUAAUGUGGGUAAGCAAGUCAUUGGGUUUGGAAAAGGAGGGUGUAAUUAGAUUAUGAUUAGAUGAUUAAGAGGUGGAUGUUUGGAUUAAUAAAGGGGAUUAGUGGUUAAUGAAUAAGGGAUUAAUUGUGGAGUUAUGCUUUUGUUAUAAUAAGAACUGAGAAUUGUUAUCUUGGAAUAUAUUUGAAGAAUAAUAUUUGAUUUGAAAUGAUA
Molecule: messenger RNA, 1651 nt
Organism: Dioscorea cayenensis subsp. rotundata (Guinea yam)
Lineage: Eukaryota; Viridiplantae; Streptophyta; Magnoliopsida; Dioscoreales; Dioscoreaceae
Product: aspartyl protease family protein At5g10770-like
Exons: 2
Coding region: 78-1490 (470 amino acids)
Biological process (GO): proteolysis
Molecular function (GO): aspartic-type endopeptidase activity
Source: RefSeq, a predicted model, not a curated record